Pyrgilauda ruficollis (rufous-necked snowfinch) is the source of this 4764-nucleotide messenger RNA. It is a transcript of the gene ZFX, whose product is annotated as zinc finger protein X-linked. Gene Ontology annotation, molecular function: DNA-binding transcription factor activity, RNA polymerase II-specific; RNA polymerase II cis-regulatory region sequence-specific DNA binding; metal ion binding. Gene Ontology annotation, cellular component: nucleus. Gene Ontology annotation, biological process: regulation of DNA-templated transcription. Lineage: Eukaryota; Metazoa; Chordata; Aves; Passeriformes; Passeridae. The transcript has 8 exons. The coding region runs from base 2079 to 4463 and encodes 794 amino acids. The record is from RefSeq and is a predicted model, not a curated record.
UUUAUGGUAGCAGAGCGCUUGGGGUGCUUGCCAGGGAGCUGAAGGUGUUCUCUGUGGUGCUUGCAAGAAGCAGCUCUGGUAUUUCUUGUGUCACGGAGCUGCUGUUGCCGGUACAGAGCGCUGUGGUGUUCCUUCCUUUGUGUGGCUGCGUCUUGUACCCCUGUGCUCACCCUCUGCUCAGAAGAGCAAGGAGGAAGAAACAGUGUUUUCUCAUCUCCUAGUUAGAAUGCUCAAACACUGAAGCGUUUUCAGGAAUCUUUUUGUAUUUUUUUUUCCUCAGCCACGGACAAGUUACUUUAUGCCUUUUUGGAUUGCAGAUUCUGAUUUGGACACUUUUAUUAUUUCAGUUCAGUUAAUUCCUGUUUUAAGUGCCUGCAUCCUCUUUCAGUCAUCUUCUUGCAGCAAAUUUCUGUGGGUGUGAGGCCUGUGCCCUUGUGGAGCACUUCCAAACUCUUUUUGGUCCUGCACAGGGGUAAGAGGUGGCUGGGUCUGUAUGCUGAAGCACAUUUUGAGAAACAUUAUUUAGUAAGAGGGAAAAAAAAAAAACCAUUGAAAUUUCUUUCUACUCUGGAACAAGCACCAAAACAAAUGUUGGUUGUCUUUUUAAGACUCUUUUUAAGACUUGAAAGGCCAUGUGCCAGGAAGUGUCUUUGAUUUGUUGGAGCCUGAGCCUUUGUUAUGAGCACAUUUUGCCAGUGUAGGUGAGAAGACCUGAACAGUACAGAAGAGGACAGAAUUAUGUGGUGUGCUGGGCUGUCACUGCUGUGAAACUGCAAUUCUUGAACACCACAGGGACAUUUUGGGUUUGGAAUCUGUUGCCUGGAAUCCAGAAAACGAGAAAAACUGGGAAGAGAUGGUGUCAGCAGGCACUUAGAGGAAGCUGGAAAGUAGUGAUGGAGACCUCUGCAUGUCAGGGGUGAGGAAGAUAGACAGAAGGACAGUGAAAGACUGCCUCACUUAGUGAAGUGAGGAAUUUAGGGAGCAGAUAGGAUAGAGAAAGUACAGGCAUGAAUCAUGAGGAGCAGGAAUUUGUGGUGGAGUGGUCAGGUAGGUGGUGAAAGCAGGAAGCAGAGGAAAUGAAUGCCAGUUCUUCAGGUGCUGAACUGACGCUUCAGGCUGGUCAGGUCGCAGCAGAUGGCAGGCUGAUGUGUAUGAUAAUACAGCCUUCAAAAGCACAGGCACAAAGGGCAGCUGAACUUUUCCCAGAAAUCUAGACAGAGCUCCAUCUUCUUAUGUAUGUGUAGUCUGAGGAGAGAGGCAGUUUUAUUUCUGCCAAACCUUAGUACCCCUUUGUCUCCUGCCAUAAAAAAAAACCCUCCUCAUUGUCCAUACAAUGUUUACUACAAAUUGAUGAGUAGCAGAGGUUUGUGUGAGUGAUGGGAGGGUACUGUAGUUAGAAGAUGGAGGGAUGAAAUGAGCAGGGGAUGUAAUGAACAUGAUAUUGGUGCAGGCACACCAAAAGUUGGAAAAGAAGCAACAGAAGAGAAGAAAGUAGACAGGCAACACAGAAAAUAUGACAAGAUGAAUAGGAAGGACAUUGGUAGUAGACUGGGUGGGUGUACACCAAAUAGAUGGGAGGAAAGCAACUUGGGUAUGAAUAAUUCUUGCUAGAAUUACUGUAUGGGAUUUUGUUACUCUGUUCUUGUUUCUGUGGCAUGGCAGAAGUUGAUUGCUAUCAGUCAAGCUAUUUCUUGUGUCUGAGGCUGAGAAACACUUUUCUUCUGUUCUUGGUUCUGAAAAAAAGCAUUGGGUGAAGAGCUGUUCCUCUUCAUAGUGUGCACUUUGGGUGGAAGUGCUUGACAGGAUAACUGGGAGGCAAUUUGUGUCCAGUUGAAUACCACAAUGACUUGUUAGCACAGAUGUCUUUAAAACACGGAAGCCUUCCAGCUGAGCAUCACACAAAUACAGAACACCUUGGAAAAUUACUAGUGUUCCACUAUUUUUCUUCCAGUUCUAUGUCUGGCUAUAUUUCUCCCUCAGCUUCUGUAAAAGAGAAGACCUGAGUGACUGCACUGGAGGCUGGACAAUACCCCAAAGGAGAGUUCCAGAGACACUGUGACUGAUGAGAGUUCAAGGCCAUGGAUGAAGAUGGGCUUGAAUUGCAGCCACAUGAGCCAAAUGCAUUUUUUGAUCCAACAGGAGCUGAUGCAGCACACAUGGAUGGAGAUCAGAUUGUUGUGGAAGUACAGGAAACAGUAUUUGUUUCAGAUGUGGUCGACUCAGAUAUAACUGUGCAUAAUUUUGUUCCUGAUGAUCCAGACUCCGUAGUAAUCCAGGAUGUCAUUGAGGAUGUUGUUAUCGAGGAUGUUCAGUGCCCAGAUAUCAUGGACGAGCCAGACGUGUCUGAAACAGUCAUUAUUCCUGAGCAAGUGCUGGACACAGACGUAGCUGAAGAGGUUUCUUUGGCUCAUUGCACUGUCCCAGAUGAUGUUUUAGCUUCUGACAUAACAGCAGAGACAAUGUCUAUACCAGAACAUGUACUGACAACUGAGUCAAUGCAUGUACCUGAAGUUGGACACGUAGAACAUGUAGUUCAUGAUAACGUUGAGGAAGCAGAUAUUGUCACUGAUACUCUGGGAACAGAUGUUGUUUCUGAGGAAGUCUUGGUGGCAGACUGUGCAUCAGAGGCAGUGAUUGAUGCCAAUGGAAUCCCUGUGGAACAUCAAGAUGAGAAGGGCAACUGUGAUGAUUACCUUAUGAUUUCCUUGGAUGAUGCUGGUAAGAUAGAACACGAAGGUUCUGCUGAAAUUACCAUGGAAGCAGAGUCAGAAAGUGGCUCUUGUAAAGUGGAUGGCAUUUGUCCAGAAGUCAUCAAGGUCUAUAUAUUCAAAGCAGACCCUGGAGAAGACGAUUUAGGGGGCACAGUAGACAUUGUGGAGAGCGAGCCAGAGAAUGAUCACGCAGUUGGAUUGCUCGAUCAAAAUAGCAGUAUUCGUAUUCCAAGGGAGAAAAUGGUUUACAUGACUGUAAAUGAUUCUCAGCAUGAAGACGAAGACUUAAAUGUUGCAGAAAUAGCUGAUGAGGUUUAUAUGGAGGUGAUUGUAGGAGAGGAGGAUGCUGCAGCCACCCAUGAACAGCAAAUCGAUGACACCGAAAUUAAAACUUUCAUGCCCAUAGCUUGGGCAGCAGCUUAUGGUAAUAAUAACGAUGGCAUCGAAAGUCGGAAUGGCACUGCAAGUGCUCUUUUGCACAUAGAUGAGUCAUCUGGACUUGGGAGGCUGGCCAAGCAAAAACCAAAGAAGAAGAGGAGACCUGAGUCCAGACAGUAUCAGACAGCAAUAAUCAUUGGUCCCGACGGUCAUCCACUGACAGUCUAUCCCUGCAUGAUUUGUGGAAAGAAAUUUAAAUCCAGAGGUUUCUUGAAAAGGCACAUGAAAAACCACCCGGAGCACCUUCUUACUAAGAAGAAAUACAGAUGCACAGACUGUGAUUACACUACGAAUAAAAAAAUAAGUUUACAUAACCACUUGGAGAGUCAUAAGCUGACCAACAAAACAGAAAAGCUUAUUGAAUGCGAUGAGUGUGGGAAAACCUUCUCUCACGCGGGAACUUUAUUUACUCACAAGAUGGUGCACAGGGACAAAGGAGUUAAUAAAAUGCACAAGUGCAAAUUCUGCGAUUAUGAGACAGCAGAACAAGGGUUACUGAGUCACCACCUUUUGGCUGUCCACAGCAAGAACUUUCCUCACAUUUGCGUGGAGUGUGGCAAAGGGUUUCGUCACCCGUCGGAGCUCAAGAAGCACAUGCGGAUCCACACUGGCGAGAAGCCCUACCAGUGCCAAUAUUGUGAAUACCGAUCUGCCGACUCUUCCAACUUGAAAACCCACGUAAAGACUAAACACAGUAAGGAAACGCCGCUGAAGUGCGAUAUUUGUUUCCAGACUUUUUCAGAUACCAAAGAGCUACAGCAACAUACGCUUAUGCAUCAAGAAAGUAAAACACAUCAGUGUUUGCAUUGUGACCAUAAGAGCUCAAACUCGAGUGAUCUGAAACGACACAUUAUUUCAGUCCACACAAAAGACUAUCCUCAUAAGUGUGAUAUGUGUGAUAAAGGCUUUCACAGGCCUUCGGAACUGAAAAAACACGUGGCGGCUCACAAAGGUAAAAAAUUGCACCAGUGCAGACAUUGUGACUUUAAAAUUGCAGAUCCAUUCAUUCUGAGUCGCCACAUACUCUCAGUUCACACAAAGGAUCUUCCAUUCAGGUGCAAGAGAUGUAGAAAGGGCUUUAGGCAACAAAAUGAGCUGAAAAAACACAUGAAAACACACAGUGGCAGGAAAGUUUAUCAGUGUGAGUACUGUGAGUAUAGCACUACAGACGCCUCAGGCUUCAAACGGCACGUGAUUUCCAUUCACACAAAAGACUACCCUCACCGGUGUGAGUAUUGCAAGAAAGGUUUCCGAAGGCCUUCAGAGAAGAACCAGCACAUUAUGCGACAUCAUAAAGAUGUUGGGCUGCCUUAAAGUCUCUUUCACAGACUUAUGGCUGGAAUUAUAAAGGAAAUUUGCCUUUCAGGCAGUUAGCUUAUUUUAAAGCCAAUCACCUGCGAUCACACACACAAAAAAAAAAAAAACCACACACAAAAAAAAAAAACAAAAACAAAAAAAAAUACUGUGCAUUUGAUUUGUUGCUGUAUAAAAAUAGGAUUAUUGCUUGUAGUUGACUUUUAUACCUUUUGUUCAAUAGCGUGUUCUGAAUUCUAUUCAGUUUGUUUAAUAAAUGAAGAAAAGAUGGCAACAAUAAAGUUGCAUUUAAUAAAGUAAA